This is a messenger RNA of Aaosphaeria arxii CBS 175.79, 712 nucleotides long. RefSeq lists its product as uncharacterized. The transcript has a single exon. The record is from RefSeq and is a predicted model, not a curated record. NCBI's taxonomy places the organism in Eukaryota, Fungi, Ascomycota, Dothideomycetes, Pleosporales. Bases 149 to 619 code for a protein of 156 amino acids.
ACGAUGCUCGACAAAUGAAGUUUCUAGCUGAAAUCACGGCAUUUUUUCUACCCCUGACAGCACUUGCCGUAAGUUUCAUCUAAUGGUUAUGUUAUAUCUGCUAUACUUGGCUUGCUAAUCAUGUCUGGUAUAACAGACCUUUUUUAGUAUGGAUUUUGUUUCGAUUUCGGAAAUUAGUAAGGAUGGGCCGUUCCCAACACUCGAGAAUGUGAAGUUCAUAUGGAUAUACUUCCUCGCUUUGAUUGUUAUGUCGAUAGCCGUGUUUGGCUGGUGGUACUACAAACGGAUGUCCGAAGCAAAUAAGAGUCCAACAGCGGCGAUAACCGAGGGAUCCAUUGAAGAUCAAGCCGAGAGCACAAUAGGGUUGCAGCCUCUUCACAACCCGGCCAAUGAAACAGCGAAUCGCAGACAAUACAACGGAAAAGUGCUAAGACAGGCAUUGGAUGAGUUCAAGAAUCUUGGUCGAAGUCCAGAAGUCAGUGAUGAAGAACUUUCAAGGGCCUUCAAAAAAAUCAGGAUUGCCAAAACGGCUUUGGAAACAGGGUAUGAUUUUGACGAACUUUGGAAAUCAGUACAGGAAGCCGACGAACAGUUGGGUCUGUCUCACGGCGAAGCUUGAUACAAACUUAUUGUAACAGCUAGUGAGCAAUAUACAUGAGCGCGCUUGUAACCUGCUGUGUAUCUGCUCGCAGGUCAAGGUACGCACGCCUGA